UACAGCGUUGUCGGUGAAUCGGUCUCUUUCGCAUUCUCGCGAACAAGCUCCAGCGUUUUGUAUCGUUUUCACGAGAACCCGGUGCGCGACGAUCAAACGUGACAAGAGGUGUGGUGUUAAGCAGUGCACAGUGUACGGUGGUAGUACAUAGCAGUGGAACCGCGACGUACAAUCUACCCGUAGAAAAUUCAAAUCGUAUUCGCGGUGGUCUUCCCCACUGUUUACUCGAUUCCGGCGACAAAGGUGCAAAGGUGGCAGACAGAAGAAUAAAAUCGUGCUGGUCGCGAGGAAUCGUUACACGAUCAAGGAUCGCGCGAUGCGAUCGAAUCACGACGAUCAACGUCGCGUCGUGUCGGGGUCGCGCGAUUCCAUCGACGGUAGCUUCGCUCUCAGACAGUAAACAAAAGUGACAGCGUGCGCGGAGAUGCCGAGUUCGGUCAUGCCUCCCGUCUCGACCGUGCCUGUCGACAGUGUUUGACGUGUUGUUUCUCGCGAGCAGCUCGAGAUUUCUCUCACGUGGUUCAAGGUCUUCUAAAAUCAUCCUGACGCCACGGUGCCAACGAAGAGGCCCCCAGUAAGUUUCACGGCGCUUUCGCGAUCGAACGUGUGCCCGACAGUUGUCACUGACAAGCAACGUCAACCGGGUUUUUCUCGCCGGUUAUUGGCUGUGUUCUUGUGUCUUCGCCGAGGACACGUCGCCCCGGGGAUAUCCCGCGAGCGCGUAUCCACGGAACGUGGAAAAACAACGGGUUACAAUACAUCGUCUUCGUUUGCGCAGAUUUCUUCCAGGAAAGCCAAACUCUUCUCUCCCGUGUUUCGAGAACCCUCGAAGAGGAGAGAGAUGUGCCAAGUUUCGCCGUUGCGGAUGUUCCAUGUGCUCGUCGCGUUCAUCGAUGUCGACCGCUUGCCGCACUGCGUCCCCUGCUAGGGCCAUGCCCUAGUAGACUGUGAUUCCGGAGCGUGAUUCCACUGCCAAACGCCUAGCGUAGAUACCUCCGUCGAUGUAAAUGUGAUCCCGAGAUAUGCCGAGCUACCACCGUUCCGAGGACGUAGCUCGACGCGUUGGAAGUCUUCCCGAUCGAGAAUCGUUCGUCGUUUAAGUCACGUCCGGCGACAAGACUGACCGAAUCCGUGUGUGAUGCGGGACGCGGAGGCGACGAUCUUCCGUCCCUGUACAAGCUGCUCAAUCUUCUCGCAAUAACGGGGAAAAUGUUCGGCAAGGUGCCGCCGUCGAACACACCGGGUCCGCCAUCUUGCAGCGGUUCGCCCAGCAAGGCCGCCAGGCCGACCGGGUCCACGUGUCUGCCGUGCUUCGCCACGGAGGAUACGCCCGUCCUGCUGGCCGACGAGAAGUCGAAACCCUGGAGACCCAAGGAGAACUAUGCCCCCGUGGUCUCCGAGGCGCCAUCACCGGGCAUAGAGGACGCAAAACCGAAGCUGUGGAGGUCCAAGGAGAACUGUAACUCCUCCAUCAUCCUCGACGCGCCGUCCAUCAUCGAGGACAAGUCGAAAGCCAAGUCGUCGACGGUCGCGGAGGACAAGUCGAAAUCGCGCAGAUCGAAGGAGAAUUGUAACGUGGUCGCGGUCGCGUCCGAGACGUCUUCCCUCGGCGAAGACAAAUCGAAGGUCAGGAGAAGCAAGGAAACGUGCACGCCCACCGAGUGUCCCACGAUCGACGAUAAGAAGCUACGCAGGUCGAAGGAGAGCAGCGGCAGCUCGCUAGUUUCCGAGGCGCCUUUCGCCGACGACAAGUCGAAGCCGUGGAGGGUGAAAGACUCGAACAACGGAGUAGGGGCCGUCGAGUUCUGUAGCGGCACUCAGCCGUCCGGGUCCGCGUCCAAUUAUUCCCAGGCGUCGGUCGCGUUCGUCGAGGUCAGCAGACCCUGCAGGACCGAGGCGACCGGCACCAAGAACUGUUCCAAGUACUCGUCGGCCAAAGAGACGGCGAAUCACGGCAGAAGCCACGCGGGUCACGCGCAGAGGCCGGGCCAGCCGAACCCCGCGACGAACUCCUCCGCCAUCCACAAAUGCUCCUCCAACCCCAAUUGUCCCAGCUUCGCGAAAUCGCAACGGGUUCUUUGCUCCGCCAGUCUGAGCAGCCUGAACGUCGAGUCUUCGAAGAUCGCGAAGAAGCAGACCCUCCUCGGGGGCAAAGAUCGCGAACAUUUGCCCGGGAAGCAAAGAAACGCCGCGCAGACCGUCGUUCCCACGUCGAUGAAAUCUUCCGCGAGGUCUUCCGAGUGCGUUACGCACGCCAAGAGGUCGCUGACCGAGUCGAGCGACGAGACGGACUCCUCCGUCGCCGACCUGACGGUGAUCUCCGCGAUCCAAUCGAUCGGCGAGUCCCCGUGCACGAAAUCGACGUCCAAGGACGUCGCGGAUCCCUCGAGCUGCGAGCGAAACUGCAGAGCGGACUUCACCACGUCCACCCCGUCCAAGGAUUGGACGAGAACCAACAGCGACGCGUUGCAGCAGAGCUGCGCUUCCUGUUUGCCGCAAGAUCUUCCUACGGAGCUACAGUCAUCGCCGCGUAGCUACAGGGAUCGAGAGAAGUGCCGUGAUCCAUGGCGACCGACCGAGAUGGAAAGCAAUAUCUGCAACCUGAACGUGUGUCCUAGCGAUACCUAUCAGGAUACGGGCACGAAAAGGAGGACAGGUGCUUCCUGCCAGGCGUUGAGGCAUGCGGUCGCCUCGUUGAAUCGACUGGAUGACUUCUACAUGGAGAAGAUCGGGGCCGGGUUCUUUUCGGAAGUCUUUAAGGUUACUCACAAAGUGACGAGUCAGGUGAUGGUCCUGAAGAUGAACCAGCUGCCGGCGAACAGGCCGAACAUGCUGAAGGAGGUGCAACUGAUGAACAAGCUCAGUCAUCCGAACAUACUCAGGUUCAUGGGAGUCUGCGUGCACGAGGGUCAACUGCACGCCCUGACGGAGUACAUAAACGGAGGCAGCUUGGAGCAGCUGAUCAUGUCCAGGCACACACCGCUUCCGCACCUGAUCAGGAUGAACCUGGCGCGCGACGUGGCUCGCGGCAUGACCUAUCUGCACAGCCGCGGACUCUUUCAUCGCGAUCUCACGUCCAAGAACGUUCUGAUCAAGAAGGACGAGCACACGUCCGAGCUGACCGCGGUGGUGGGCGAUUUCGGUCUCGCCGCCAAGAUCCCCGAUCCCAGCUCGGGUUACAGGCUCAGCACCGUUGGCAGCCCCUACUGGAUGUCGCCGGAAUGCCUCAAGGGUCAGUGGUACGAUCACAGGUCGGACGUCUUCUCGUUCGGCAUCGUCGUCUGCGAGCUGAUCGGCCGCGUGCCGGCCGAUCCGGACGUUCUGCCACGGUCAGAUAACUUUGGCCUCGAUUACCUGGCCGUGGCAGAGAUCUGCGCCGCCGCCGAUCCACCACCCGCCUUCCUGCAACUUGCCUUCCAUUGUUGCACGUACGAGCCAAAGUCGAGGCCGACGUUCCCGGAGAUCGCGUCGAACCUGGACGGGAUGAUCGCCAAUUGCGAGGACGAAUCGAAGGGCAAUAUGGGUAAACGGCAGUCGGUGGACCCGGCCCUGAUGUCCAGCAUGGACGAGAUCACGCGCGAGGGACGACCGACGAAGCGGAAGACGGCUCGUCUGAGGAGUCAGUCCGCGGACGCGAGAGGCUGCGACAACGCGACGCCUUCCGACAAGGCGAGAUGCCAUUCCGCGAGGAGGGUCGCCGAGCUGGCGAGCAGAAGGGACCCUCACUACAGGCCCAUGACGGCCAAUCCGUUCCACGCGCUGGGUGGCGUCAAGAAGAUCCUCGGGGACCUGUUCUCCAGCUGCCUGGAGCUCCCGUCUCUCGAGGACGUCAGACCGAGCGUCACCGAUGCUAUCGCCAAGUUCAAGCCCGCGCAGAACGACAGUAUCGCCAAGAUCUUGGACAGGAAGAAGCCCAACUCCGAGCCCAGCAGCCCCACUGCCAGGAAGAAGUGGGAACGAAAGGUGGCAACGAAGGUAGGUGCCGCGAGUCUGUUCACCCAUCCGUUGUUCAGAGACGGAUGGGAGCCCAGAAGACGCGGCAGCUGCGAGUCCGGGUUCUGGAGCUGCGUGGGCGAGGACCUGAGCCCCGAGCCGCCUAAUCGCAGACAUACCUCGACUCUGAGCAGCUCGGCGGCGAGCAGUCUGUUCUUGUUAGACGAUCACCGGACCAGCUCGAUCUACACCGACUCGUCCGAGGACAUAGCGAGUCUGGGUGGCGGUGACUCGUGCUGGGAGGAUAAGUUGAGUGGUAUCGGGUCUUCCAGUAAAACGAUUUCGAAGAUCGUCGAGUAUUUCGAGAGAAAGGAAGCCGGGAGUUUGAGACUGGCCGACCACGAGGCCGGUUCCAGCAGAUUGACGCUGCUGAAGGCCAGCUUGGAGGGUCCGGUUCCUCUUUGCAGCAUCUCCGCCGCGCAGAGGUUGGUCGUUUGCGAGGGUGCGGUGCGCAGCAAGUUGCCCCUGUUCGAUAAGAAGUGAUACGCGUCGCUGGCGCGUC
Colletes gigas is the source of this 4495-nucleotide messenger RNA. RefSeq lists its product as uncharacterized. The record is from RefSeq and is a predicted model, not a curated record. The coding region runs from base 1210 to 4476 and encodes 1088 amino acids. Gene Ontology annotation, biological process: actin cytoskeleton organization; protein phosphorylation. The transcript is spliced from 6 exons. Gene Ontology annotation, molecular function: ATP binding; protein serine/threonine kinase activity. Gene Ontology annotation, cellular component: nucleus; cytoplasm. Lineage: Eukaryota; Metazoa; Arthropoda; Insecta; Hymenoptera; Colletidae.